AUGUUCUCCCUAAGAGAUUUCCUCUUUAUUCUUUGCCUGUCCUUGAGGGUCCUCUCAGCGCCUCUCCCGGGAGUUUUAUCCGCCGAUAAGGAAUUUCUGCAGAUUAACAAGGAAUUCAGCAGGAAAAUCAUAAGAGAUGCAGAGAGACUGAUAAACGAUUUGUGUCGGAAUGAAGGUUGGUGUGAGAAGAGUCAGUUGACAUUCUUUCAGCUCCAGGACGUGCCUCUGGACCAGUGCCAGGCUGGUUCCUUUAGCCAGGAGGGCUGCUUCUCUCAACUGUCCAAUGGGCUGAUGGAGCUGCAGAGAAGAGUUAUGGCCAUGCCUGGCCACCUACCCAAGGAAAACCUUCAGCGACUGGAAAAGGACAUCAGUGACUUGUUUGUCAACAUCCAGGAAGAGAUGGAGGCACAAGGCAUAACAGCCCAGAACUCCCCUUCUCAGACAUCACUGCCCACAAGCACCAGUACCUUCCACCAGAAAGCCACCAUGUUCCUCAUCCUUUCCGACUUGGCCGACUUCAUGAGAACCUUGCAUAGUCUACUGGCAUAAGGAGGCCACAGUGACUAGCGAUCUGGUUUAAUAUUCAAACUUGCAUCCCGCUAACCAGCUGCCGCUUUCAACUAGAACCCCCCAAUUGCAGAGGUUGCAAUGGCACCAGUACAAGUAGUGAAUAUUUCACUUUUUUUUGUAAAAUGGAAAAAUAACCUUCCCCCCCCCAACUCCAUCAUCAAAUAUGAGAUUGAAAUGUUCUAUUUAUUUAUUUAUCUAUGUAUUUAUAUUUGAUUGUAUUUAACAUGUUUUUUUUAACUAUUUAUAUUUGGCUAUUUGUUAGUAUUUAUACCAUUCGUGUUUAGAAUGGAAAAAACUUUUGUAUGGUUCAGAAAGUUUAUUUAUUAUUAUUUAAUAUGGUUAAUUUAUAGAUCAUGGGCUUUAGGGAAAUAGCCAACAGCUAAAAAAUUCACCCAAGACUGUAGAUAAAAUUGAAUCUGUUUCACCAACAGGUUUUAUUUCUUUCUUAUACUUGAUAUAUGAAAAAGGUUAUAUGUUUGGACCCACCAGAGAACCUGAGACCCACUCUCCCAGCAUUUACAUAUAGAGUAGAUGUUGUGCCAAAUGGUUUUUAUACAAACCAUGAUAGAAAUACGGGUGGGCUGAUUGUAAUUCUCCUAAGGAUUUUAUUUUUAACUACAGUAACACUUUCCCUUUAAGGCAAUUCCCAUGAUCAUUGUUUGUUAAUAUUUUUAGGUUUCUACUACUGUUUACUUGAAAAACAUGUUGCCCUUUUAUAUAAGGAUUUGAAUUCAGGAAGGAUGACACUUAUUAUUGUUAUCACUUGUAUGUUUUUAUAAGGAAAUGUUUUGCUGAGAAAAUAAAAAAUUGUUGUUUUUUUUAAUUAUUUGUCUUGGUUUCUUGUAGCAUUUUGCUUAAAUCCCAUCCGUGACCAU
This is a messenger RNA of Xenopus laevis (African clawed frog), 1445 nucleotides long. It is a transcript of the gene csf3.S, whose product is annotated as colony stimulating factor 3 S homeolog. The record is from RefSeq and is a predicted model, not a curated record. Bases 1 to 549 code for a protein of 182 amino acids. NCBI's taxonomy places the organism in Eukaryota, Metazoa, Chordata, Amphibia, Anura, Pipidae. The transcript is spliced from 5 exons.